GGCCAUAAAAUAGGUGUCGGGAUCCGUCUAACUCCAGACCCUUCUAAAGCUUCAUUCAUCCUCUGAAUAUCUUGUGUGGUACAGCAGAACCUCUUGCUAAAAUGAGCCUGUCAGCGAAGGAAAAAGUAAUCGUCAAGGACUUCUUUGCGAAAGUCUCCAGCAGGUCGGACGAGAUCGGCGCCGAGGCUCUCGCCAGGUUGAUCGUGGUGUACCCCCAGACCAAGUCUUACUUCGGCCACUGGAAGGACCUGAGCCCCAACGGCGCUCCGGUUAGGAAGCACGGCAUCACCGUCAUGGGUGGCGUGUACGAGGCGGUGAGCAAGAUCGAUGACCUGGCCGGUGGUCUUCUGAACCUGAGCGAGCUGCACGCCUUCGUUCUUAGAGUUGACCCCGUCAACUUCAAGAUUCUGUCCCACUGCAUCAUGGUGGUCUUGUCCAUGUUGUUCGCCGAGGAGUUCACCCCUCAGAUCCAUGUUGCGGUGGACAAGUUCCUCGCCCUGGUGGCCCUGGCUCUGGCCGAGAAGUACCGCUAAAGGACCAAUCAGCACUCACACCCGAUGUGGUCCUCAGUGUGGAAAUAAAAGGUCUUCUUUACUGAGAAAUAAAA
Molecule: messenger RNA, 607 nt
Organism: Oncorhynchus tshawytscha (Chinook salmon)
Lineage: Eukaryota; Metazoa; Chordata; Actinopteri; Salmoniformes; Salmonidae
Product: hemoglobin subunit alpha-2-like
Exons: 3
Coding region: 102-533 (143 amino acids)
Biological process (GO): oxygen transport; hydrogen peroxide catabolic process
Cellular component (GO): blood microparticle; hemoglobin complex; haptoglobin-hemoglobin complex
Molecular function (GO): haptoglobin binding; oxygen binding; oxygen carrier activity
Source: RefSeq, a predicted model, not a curated record